UUUCAUUCUCCACCCAACAGGCGGCCGCUGAGCAUCUGUUGGUGAGCAGAUCAGGGCAGAGCUCAGUGCAGGGAACAGCAGCAGCUUGAGCGCCGGUACCGGACCACUGACUCAAAAAGUUGACUUUAUUUGUGUGUGACCAGCAUUGUGUCGGUAGUAGGUGCAGACAUGCCGGAACCCGAGGGGACUCGUCAGUCACCGCAAGGUGUCCCCUACACCGACCUGGCGCACAUCGUCAACGCCGAAGGACUGCACUUGUUCUGCCGUUACUGGGAGCCCGACAGUCCGCCGAAGUUAGUGGCACUGGUGUUUGUCGCCCAUGGAGCAGGAGAGCAUUGUGGGGGAUAUGCUGACAUUGCUCACAGACUGACCCAACAUGGCAUGCUGGUGUUCGCCCACGAUCAUGUUGGUCAUGGUCAGAGUGAAGGUGAGAGAAUGAAUAUCAAAAACUUCCAGAUUUAUAUCAGAGACUCCCUUCAGCACAUUGACAUCAUGAAGGCGCGUUAUCCCAACCUGCCCGUCUUCAUCAUUGGCCACUCAAUGGGAGGAGCAAUUUCCAUUCUUACUGCAUGUGAAAGACCACAGGAUUUUGCAGGUGUAGUUCUCAUAGGCCCUAUGAUUCAAAUGAAUGCUGAAUCUGCUACACCUUUCAAGGUUUUCAUGGCUAAAAUUCUAAGCCGCUUGACUCCCAAACUCACUCUCGGCUCCAUUGAAUCCAAAUGGAUCUCACGGGAUCCAAAACAGGUGGAGGCAUAUGACACAGAUGAGCUAAAUUAUCACGGAGGGCUUUGCAUCUCAUUUGGAAUGCAGUUGAUGGAUGCGGCGACUCGCAUCGAAAGAGAAAUACCAAACAUCACAUGGCCUUUCUUUAUUCUCCAUGGUGAUGAAGACAAGCUUUGUGACAUCAAAGGCUCUCAUCUAAUGUAUAAUGAGGCCAAGAGCACGGAUAAGAAACUGAAGAUGUACGAAGGAGCUUACCAUGCCCUACAUCAUGACUUACCUGACACAGCUGAGUCUGUCUUAAUGGAGUUGGGCACCUGGAUCCUGGAGAGACUUCCCACCACUGAUGGGUCUUAGCUGUUAAUCAUCCCAUCUGCCCUUGCCAAGUUCCACCCUGUUUCUAAUCUUUCAUCUCUAUUGACAAAGAGAUGUGUAACCACACAAAAUGUCAACAAAACAACACUCAUUAUGAUUUAUAUAGGAGACAUAUGUGGUCAUUGGUAAGCGACCUUUGACCUUAAGGUAUUAUUUGCUUUAAUGUGGCCAGAAACGGUGAUCUGGGGAAUUUGUGUUUUAAAACAGUCACCCAUUCUUCAAAGGCAUCAGAAAUGCAGAGUUUGGCUCAUGUGUUUCCAUAGCAAUUGUCAUUAGGAAUAUAAUGAACCCAGCUGCCCUCAGUGCUAAGCUCGCUUUUAUGUUGCCAUGGUAAUAGAACACAGCUGCAAUUUGCACUUUGUUAUUUCCAGUUCCCAUUAGAAAUGCAGUGCUACCCCUGCUGGACAACAGCAAUAUUGCAUUCUGCUUUGAGCACAGUUACCAAGGCAACUGAAAGAUGUAUUGCCUAUGCCUUGGCAGAGAAAUACACAGAACCUAUAGAAAGAAAACAUAAUAAUGCAUAGAGAGGUUCAGGGUGAUUUAAAGGUGAGUUUGAAGGUGAAGUGUGUAAUUGUUUUAAUGUUAAAAUUCUUUAUCCUAUUCCAAAUUAAUGUGCAGAGACAACUGUAAGUAAACCAUUUGUCAGAUGAUUUCCCUCUAAAGUGAAAACACUAUGGCUCCGUGGAGUUAUCAAAACAUUGCUCUGUUUGUUUGAGAUUUGACCAGUUGAGACAGUAACAUCUGCUUGACCAAUGGCAUAACUUUGGGGCUGGACUAUCUGUUUGACAGACUAAUAUAAGAUGGGAGCAGUGUUUGGGGAAAUUAUUAUUAUUAUUUCAUUUUUUCUAUUUAAUUUGAUGAUGCUAGUGUUUCAGAAAUUACACACUUCACCUUUAACUCUAACUCACACAUAUCCUACAGAUUCCCACAUUUAGAGAUAUUAUUCACAUACUGUAGAAUUUUAAAUGUAUUAUUAUCUAUAAUGAACUUUUACUAGAUUCUGUUUGUGACUUGACUGUCUAAAACACAUUAGACUGUUCCAUUCCUUAGGGCAAACAGGGGAAUUGCCUGUUCUACAUUUAAUGUUAAUUUGCAGAAUAUUUACAGAAUAUCUAUUUACAGCUGAUAUACCAUUAUUUGUUUUUACCAGUGUUUGGUUCCUUUGACAACUAUAUGACUUGCCAUUUUACUGUUAAAAUUAUACCAUGUUCGCAAUAGCUUUUGACCUCAUUGAAGACCUUGGGGUUAUACAGAGAUCAGCCUGGGUGCUCAUGGGGUUGUAACUCUAAAAAAAAUUAAAUUGUAAAAGGUCAGUCUUUCACACCAGCUUAACAUUUAAUGCACCUCAGAACUGUUCUGAUUCAAACAAAGGGGAGUUUGUUACAGAGAUUUGGCUGUAAUCCUCAGAUGCAUUUUAUUUUAUGAAUGUGAAUCAAUUAAGGUUUUUCUAUUACUGAAUGUGGCACAUUUUUAUUAGAAAGAACAUAAAAAAUGCUGAAUUGUAUAUAGUCUCAUAGCCGGUCUGAUUAAAAUCAGCUAGAAACAAUACUGCUCAACAUGAACUGGCACAGAACUGAAAUAUCGAGCACAAGGUUGUAAAUAGUAUUCACAGUUGUGUACAGGCUUUGAAGGGAGAACAUGUAGAGAGAAGCUAUAUAGUUUUGAUGUUUAUUUUAGAUGUAAAGCAUUUUAUUGAGAAUGUAAACUUAAUCAUUAAAAAUUGAGAGACAGAUCUCAUUUUACAUGUACAUGUCAGAUAUGCUGUACUUUGUAUAAAAAAAGCAGCCCUUGUGAUAAUUUAUAGAACAAGACUAAAUCUUAAUUUGUGAUGAUCCUCAUGUGACUCCUAACAUGAAAGUACUAGGAGCACUGUGAUUGGAGGAGUGAGUAUUGUAAUAUUCUCAAGGAAACUACCGGUACCUUUACAUUUGGCAAUAAUUCAUGAUUCCAUUUGUAUUAGAACAGCCCAUUUGGGUUGCUUGGUUCCUCCAUAUGGCAUCUUAAAACCUUAGUCUUAGUACAUGGUGCAUAAUAUCAAAAACAAUUUUUGAAUUCAUACUUAAAAGUUUUCAUAUAUUUAAAACACAAACCAAUGCUAGAAUAUGACUGAAAUUGCCAGUUAAUUGUAUUUGAUUGCAGAGUGAUAUAAAAUAAACGAACUGA
Xyrauchen texanus (razorback sucker) is the source of this 3258-nucleotide messenger RNA. RefSeq names its product monoglyceride lipase-like. The coding region runs from base 169 to 1077 and encodes 302 amino acids. NCBI's taxonomy places the organism in Eukaryota, Metazoa, Chordata, Actinopteri, Cypriniformes, Catostomidae. Gene Ontology annotation, cellular component: membrane. Gene Ontology annotation, molecular function: lipase activity. The record is from RefSeq and is a predicted model, not a curated record. The transcript is spliced from 8 exons.